This is a messenger RNA of Trachemys scripta elegans, 2374 nucleotides long. It is a transcript of the gene XKRX, whose product is annotated as XK related X-linked. Gene Ontology annotation, cellular component: membrane. Lineage: Eukaryota; Metazoa; Chordata; Testudines; Emydidae. The record is from RefSeq and is a predicted model, not a curated record. The coding region runs from base 1034 to 2374 and encodes 446 amino acids. The transcript is spliced from 4 exons.
UCCCCCUUGUCACCGCCCACUGUGCGAUAGAUUCAGAGGCACGUGAAGGAGCAUGCUGGCACCAGAAACUUCAGGGUCUGUUUAAACUCCCAGCCCACAAGUCCCUUAAGAGUCAGCACAUAUUUUAAAAAUCUCGGUGUACAUUGCUGCAUUCCCUGAGGUCCAGUGAACAAGGACGGCUGUGACAUCCUUAGAACUGAGAAGGAGCUGUGAGGAUGGGGAGGCACUGGCGAUUCACUCUGACAGGGAUUGCUUAAGAACCAGCCCCGCGCAGCCAGUCUCCGGUGAGGACGCCGCGGCCAGCUGCCCGCCGGGGCGCACGGAGCUCCUGGCUGCGGACAGGUUGUGCGGCGCGCUAUGGACCCGGAGAGCCCGCCCGGCGCUACUGCGAGCGGGGCGCAGCCUGCCAGCCGGGCCCGUUGUGUGCCGAGACCUCCAGCGUCGGGACAGGGGCAUCUGCACGGCGCCGUCUAGGACGGGCACCUCUCCCUGCCCUGGAUCCAGAGCAGCAGCAACUUCCCCGCGUGGAUCUUCUUCGCCAACUUCUCGGCGCCGGCGGGAGCCCGUGUGACAUUCCCCUGCACUGCAGCUCCCCACUCAGGCGGUGGCUCCUACGCUCCUUUGGAAGAGACACCAGUUCAGUUGCCUGAAUUUGAUACACUUUUUUUUUUUAACAGAAGCCAAGACAGCGCUCCCCAGGCCAUCGGAUCACCAUUAACUAGCAGCCAUUGCUGUUGUCCGUAUCUAGGGUACAGUUGCCCCGUGACCGGUAGAAGCAGCCUGGCUCUGGGUUGAAAGUGAGGAAGUUGUACAGUCAAUGCUCUUUUGUAGACUGAUUCAACACACACUGCACAUUGCCCCUCGUAGCAGGCUGCAUCCCAGACAGAGGGAGCACACCCACUGAAAAAGGAUGGUUCUUAAAGGCUCCUGGGCUGAACAGGGUUAAUUCAUCACUGCAUUAAACACUUCUGGGGCUCAAGGAAGGGGAGAAUAGCUCAGAGCUGAUAAGACUGGAGAGGCUGGGGUUCCAAGGAUGGACAACAUGUGCGAGGUUCCCAUUGGGGAAUGUUCAGACCAACCCCCACUUGAAGAAAAAAUAGGGGAGCUCCCUAUAGCCCCCAAGACAAAGCCACCAUUCAGUAUCAUCUUCUCCACACUUCUCUUCUGUGGCGAGUGUGUGGCUGCUGGGUUCCUGUGUUCCUCCUACAGUCACUCUGAUGAUCACUUCUGGCUUGCGCUGACCAUUCUCUUCAUGCUGUAUCCAUCCAUCAUGGUCCAGCUGACCCUCAUUUUUGUCCACAGGGAUUUGACCAGUGACAAGCCACUGGUGUUACUGAUGCACAUUCUACAGUUGGGGCCUGUCAUCAGGUGCGUGGAGGCCCUGGUGGUUUACUGUUGCUCGGGGCGGCAGGAGGAGCCAUACGUUACCAUCACACGCAAGAAGAAGCUCAGGAAGGGCUCUGAGGUAGAGCUGGAGCAGGAGGUCGGCCACUCGAUCCGCAAGCUGGUCACACACCGCAAUGCCUUCAAGCGCAUGGCAGUGAUCCAGGCCUUCCUGGGCUCCACCCCGCAGCUCACGCUGCAGCUGUACAUCAGCAUCAUUGAGAUGUAUGUCCCCACUGCCAGAGCAGUCCUGAUGGGCAUCUGCCUGGUAUCAGUCACCUAUGGGGCGCUGGUCUGCAACAUCUUGGCCAUCCAAAUAAAAUACGACGACUACAAGGUCCAGCUGCGGCCGCUGGCAUUCAUCUGUAUCGUCCUGUGGCGCAGCCUGGAGAUCUCCACCCGUGUGGCCGUCCUGGUGCUCUUCUGCAGCGUCUUCAAGCACUGGAUCAUCCCCAUUAUGCUCGCCAACCUGCUGAUCCUCUUCUUCCUGCCAUGGGUGCAAUUCUGGCGUAGUGGUGCCCGGCUGCCUGACAAUGUUGAAAAGAACUUUAGCCGGGUGGGCACUGUGGUGGUGCUGUGCUCCGUCACCCUCCUGUACGCUGGCAUCAACCUAUUCUGCUGGUCGGCCGUGCAACUGAAGCUGGCUGACCGGGACCUGAUAGACAAGGCACAGAACUGGGGCCGGUUGGCCAUGUACUAUGCUGUGCGGUUGGCGGAGAAUGCUGUCCUGCUUGUCCUCUGGUACCUCUUCAAGACAGACGUGUUUAACUACAUCUGCGCCCCACUGCUGGUGCUGCAGCUGCUGGUGGGCUACUGCCUGGCAAUCUUCUUCAUGCUCCUCUUCUUCCAGUACCUGCACCCAUGCCGCCAGCUCUUCCAGCACAAUGUCUCUGACUUUCUGCAGUGUGUCUGCUGCCAGCGGUGUGCACCAGUCAGGCCCACACAGCUCGAUACACCCUGCGAGUCUGGCGUGAGGCACAGCAUCGUCUGA